GAGGGUUUCCGGCAGGGAUACUAAGAUUCCAUGUUGGUUAGAUUCGUUAACGAAGGCCGGCACGGCCAUCGCCGACCCCAUGAUGCAAUUCUACAAAGACAACCAGACGGAAGGGAUUCCGGGGAAACUCACCGACACUUGGUAUAUCGCUGGGAGCAUGUUCAUGACCUUGAUUCAGUACUGGCACGCCUCCAAGGAUGAUUCAUACAACAAGGUCGUCUCCCACGAUUUGAUGUUCCAGUCCGGAGAGAACUACGAUUAUUUCUCCUCCAACUACAGUCAAUGGCUGGGUAACGACGAUCAAAUGUUUUUCGGAUUGGCCGCCAUCACGGCUUCGGAGACCGGGUUUCCGGGGAUCGACGGCAAGCCGUCGUGGACAUCGCUAGCUCGGGCUGUGUUCAACAUGCAAGUGGGCCGAUGGGACACGACCACCUGCGAUGGGGGAAUCCGAUGGCAGAUCUGGCCUUACCAGGCCGGAUACACGAUGAAGAACUCCGUCUCCAACGGCGGGCUCUUUGAGCUGUCCGCUCGACUAGCCCGGUUCACCAAGAACGACACGUACGCCGACUGGGCUGACAAGAUCUGGGACUGGUCCGUGACAACGCCUCUGAUCAAUGAGAAGACCUGGUUCGUGGCGGACUCGACCUCGAACGAAGCCAAUUGUAAAGAUGCCGGCCGGACGCAGUGGACCUACAAUUACGGUGCCUACCUCACCGGCGCGGUGUUUAUGUACAACUAUACCAACGGCGAUGCGAAGUGGGAGAAGCGGGUCGACGGGCUGCUCGGGUCCACCCUGAAGACCUUUUUCCCGCAAAAGUUUGGCGGCACUGUCCUGUCCGAAGUAGCCUGCGAACCCAUCAUGACCUGUGACCGGAAUCAACUCGGCUUCAAGGGCUACCUAGCCAUGUGGCUGGCGUUCACGGCAAUUCUCGCCCCCAAGACCGCCGAACAGAUCAUCCCUAAGCUCCAGGGCACCGCCGUCGCCGUGGGCAAACAAUGCUCCGGAAAGUCGGAGAACCUCUGCGGGAGCCGGUGGUACCAGCCCAGCUGGGAUGGCAUCGAAGGCCUCGAAGUCCAAAUGGCCGCUCUGGGGGCGAUCACGUCCAACCUGAUGGUCAUGGAGUCCCAGAGCCCCAACACCAUCGACACGAAUCCCGAUGCGGGCGAACACCAGAUCGACUCGGGCGAAGACGACGAUCCCAACAAGUUGGAUCCGAUCAACACGGGUGACCGCGCGGGCGCAUGGAUCCUGACUAUUAUCAUGGUGAUUGCCAUUGGCGGUGCGGUGGGCUGGUUGAUCAAGUCAUAGCGGUCUUGUCUCGGACUUCAUUAGCGUCUGGCUGUCCUCCCUGGAGCCAUACCAUCUAUUUGUAACUCUUAUGGCCUUUGUGGGGAUGUAGGGGUCUGUCAGGACAGACAAUUUGCAUUUCUCUGUUUUUCGCCUUCAUAUAAUUUCACCUCAUGGACACAGGCAAUGAUAAAGGAAGGCCUCAUUCUUCCCAAUCAUCUAUCUGGCGAUUGUCCGUUAUACCCGUGUGUUUUCUUAUAUACUGUACAACUAGAUUGAUCUCAAGGGGGCAUAGUGCAUCGAUCCUCUUCUCUCAAGCUUCAUUUCCAAACCACAUUUC
Aspergillus campestris IBT 28561 is the source of this 1628-nucleotide messenger RNA. Its product is annotated as glycoside hydrolase family 76 protein. Gene Ontology annotation, molecular function: mannan endo-1,6-alpha-mannosidase activity. Bases 80 to 1309 code for a protein of 409 amino acids. The transcript has 3 exons. Gene Ontology annotation, biological process: fungal-type cell wall biogenesis; carbohydrate catabolic process. Lineage: Eukaryota; Fungi; Ascomycota; Eurotiomycetes; Eurotiales; Aspergillaceae. The record is from RefSeq and is a predicted model, not a curated record.